Molecule: messenger RNA, 1746 nt
Organism: Glossina fuscipes
Lineage: Eukaryota; Metazoa; Arthropoda; Insecta; Diptera; Glossinidae
Gene: und
Product: methionine aminopeptidase 2B
Exons: 3
Coding region: 126-1556 (476 amino acids)
Biological process (GO): proteolysis
Molecular function (GO): metalloaminopeptidase activity
Source: RefSeq, a predicted model, not a curated record
UUCAACUCGUGCUUUUUUUUUUAACAGAAUUCAGUCAGAUUUUUCACAUUUUUUAGUGAAAAUUUAUAGGUCUUUGAGUUAUUAAAAUUUCAUUAAAGAUCUUCUAAACUGCCUGAAAUAUUAGAAUGUCGGGUAUUGUAAAAACGAAAUUUAGUGAAAGUGAGAAUUCUAUAGAUAUGGAGAAUCCAGAAGCGAAGAUUCCUGAAGCAACUUCGGUGAACGCUGCAGACACCAAAAAGCAAAAAAAGCCCAAGCCCAAUAAUAAGAAAUUGCGUCAAGCUGAAGCUGCUGCAAAAAAGGCAAUGGUAGCUGAAGAUGAAAAUAGAGUGGAAGUGGCUGUGGGAAUGGAAGAAUCAAUAGUGAAUGGUUCUGUAGAAACUGAAAAAAAAUCAAUUAAUCAAAAAAAGAAAAAUAAAAAUAAAUCGAAAAGCGCUAAGAAAGUUCAAACCGAACCUCCUUCGAUACCGGUAAGUGAACUGUUCCCGGAUGGUAAUUUCCCAGAAGGCGAAAUUAUGACCCAUCCAAUACCCAAAGAUUUGGCUGAUGACCGCAAAGCUAAAGACCGUUUUAGUUCGGAAGAAAAGCGCACUCUGGAUCGUAUGCAUACUGAUAUCUAUCAAGAGCUACGUCAUGGAGCUGAAGCUCAUCGUCAGACACGUCAGUAUAUGCAACAAUUUAUAAAGCCUGGAAUGACUAUGAUUCAAAUAUGCGAAGAAUUAGAAAAUACUGCACGUCGUCUGAUUGGUGAGAAUGGUUUGGAAGCCGGCUUGGCCUUUCCGACUGGCUGUUCCUUGAAUCAUUGUGCAGCACAUUAUACACCGAACGCUGGUGAUACGACUGUUUUGCAGUAUGAUGAUGUGUGCAAAAUCGAUUUUGGUACCCACAUCAAGGGUCGAAUUAUAGAUUGUGCGUUCACUUUGACCUUUAACAAUAAAUACGAUAAGUUGUUGGAGGCGGUAAAGGAUGCUACCAAUACCGGCAUUAGAGAAGCGGGAAUUGAUGUACGCUUUUGCGAUAUUGGUGCGGCCAUACAAGAAGUCAUGGAAUCGUAUGAAGUAGAAUUGGAUGGCAAGACUUAUCAAGUGAAAGCUAUAAGGAAUUUGAACGGACAUUCCAUAGGCCCUUACCGCAUUCAUUCUGGCAAAACUGUGCCGAUUGUUAAGGGCGGCGAGUCCACUCGCAUGGAAGAAAAUGAAUUUUAUGCUAUAGAAACAUUUGGCUCUACCGGUCGAGGUUUAGUCCAUGACGAUAUGGAUUGCUCGCAUUAUAUGAAAGUAUAUGAUGCUCCUUUUGUACCGUUACGUUUGCAAUCUUCCAAGCAGUUGUUAGCAACUAUAAAUAAGCAUUUCAGUACUUUAGCAUUUUGUAAACGCUGGUUAGAUCGUGCUGGAGCUACUAAAUAUCAAAUGGCUCUAAAAGAUUUGUGCGAUAAAGGCGUAGUGGAGGCCUAUCCUCCCCUGUGUGACAUCAAAGGCUGUUAUACGGCCCAGUACGAACACACAAUUAUGCUGCGUCCAACCUGUAAGGAGAUUGUCUCUCGCGGCGACGAUUACUAGUAACAGUUGGUUGGCUUCGUUUCUUCAAUUUGUUUUUAUUUUUAUUAUUACAUAUGUAUAAAUUUUUUUUUUUUUAUAAUAAAAUUGGAAAGCUUUCCCGAGGCGAAUCGUGUCCUUUGGAUUAGCAAAAAGCAGAAAAUCAUAUUCGGAAAAUACAUCAAAUAAACUUGCAACUGAAAUACAAUAGAAA